Messenger RNA from Spizellomyces punctatus DAOM BR117, 780 nucleotides. RefSeq lists its product as uncharacterized. Lineage: Eukaryota; Fungi; Chytridiomycota; Chytridiomycetes; Spizellomycetales; Spizellomycetaceae. Gene Ontology annotation, cellular component: elongin complex; nucleus. Gene Ontology annotation, biological process: transcription elongation by RNA polymerase II. The record is from RefSeq and is a predicted model, not a curated record. The coding region runs from base 31 to 780 and encodes 249 amino acids. The transcript is spliced from 9 exons.
UUGGUUCCAGGUUCCCCGCAUUGUGAAGUAAUGGCCGACUGGGACGACUACGAAGAGGUGCAAUUAAGGCAACCGCCGACUCUCUCGGAAAUGUGUAUGCGAAAACUGGAAAGAAACUUGAACGCGUUGCAAAGCCUUGGAGCCGCUCCCUACUAUUUGGUAGAGAGUCUAUUACGAAGAUGCAAUGCAGCGCAGUUGGAGCGACUAGAAGAGAACAGCAAGAACUUAUUGCCGGACUCGCUUGAACUAUGGAAAGCACAUUGUCUAGCCGAUUUUGCCGAUAUACGGCGUGGAUACGAGGACGAAACAAUGGACGAACCGGAUAGUUGGCGAGAUCUAUAUAAAGAAAAACGCGAGGAACGAGACGAAAAAACCAAGCGCAUUGGAGAGCGCAUGAAGGCACUAAGACAACAGGAGGAAGCAAUGAAGGAAUCUCGAAGAGCAAGGUUUCUCGAACAAAUACCACCUUCAAGAUCGUCACAUGGUGCCUUUGGAGCGCGUGGUCUACUAAAAAAAAACGAAAGCAGUAUAAUUAGUAAAGCACGGCGAGAGACAAGAAAAAUUGCAAAACACUUUGACUCUCCUGCUUUAAAGAAACCGACUCCUACAAUUGCACGUAAUACUCUAUCCUCAGAUACACCCCUCUCGAAUGGCAUCAAACGAAUGGCUAGCCAGGAUGUAUCCUCACCAGCCAAGAAAGCCCGACCGCCGGCUACAUCAUCUAACGGUCCAGCCUUCAAAUCCAAAGCCAUGUCAUCCUUGCUGCGAAAAAUGCGAUAG